AUAUGUGUGAUUUCAGACUGGUGUUAUGACGUUAAACAGGGAGGGGAGGCUGUCGCUUUAAGAAGUUGUUGCAUGGAGGAGAAGCUGGUGAUUUUCCACUCAAACUGAUAUUAAACUGUUUCCCGCGGCGUUAAAAGGAGGAAGAGCAGGCGGCUUCGGUGACGCGAGGACAGCAUGGCACAAAAAGAGAAGCUCCAAUGCUUGAAGGACUUCCACAAAGACACCCUGAAACCAUCGCCGGGGAAGAGCCCGGGGACGCGGCCCGAGGACGAGGCCGAAGGAAAAGCCCCCCAGAGGGAGAAGUGGGCCAGCAAGCUCGACUUUGUCCUGUCGGUGGCCGGAGGCUUCGUCGGACUGGGAAACGUCUGGCGGUUCCCUUACCUUUGUUAUAAAAACGGUGGAGGUGCGUUUCUCAUCCCUUACUUCAUCUUCCUGUUCGGCGGCGGCCUGCCGGUCUUCUUCCUGGAGGUGGCGCUGGGCCAGUACACCUCCGAGGGGGGGAUCACCUGCUGGGCCAAGCUGUGCCCCAUCUUCACGGGUAUCGGCUACGCCUCGGUGGUGAUCGUGUCCCUGCUGAACGUGUACUACGUGGUGAUCCUGGCCUGGGGGCUCUACUACCUGUUCCAGUGCUUCCAGCCCGAGCUCCCCUGGGCCAAGUGCAAGCAGCCCUGGAACACGGAAUUCUGUGUGGAGGACACGGUCCGCCGAAACAAGACCUUGUGGCUCGCCGCCAACAUCACCAACUUCACCUCCCCCGUCACCGAGUUCUGGGAACGCAACGUCCUGAGCAUCUCGUCCGGGAUCGAGGACAUCGGGACCCUGAAGUGGGACCUGGCCCUGUGCCUCCUGGCGGUCUGGGUCAUCUGCUUCUUCUGCAUCUGGAAGGGAGUCAAGUCCACGGGGAAAGUGGUGUACGUGACGGCCACCUUCCCCUUUGUGAUGCUGAUUGUGCUGUUGGUGCGGGGAGUGACUCUGCCCGGGGCAUCCGAAGGGAUCAAAUUCUACCUUUACCCCAACCUGACUCGCCUGCAGGACCCGGAGGUGUGGAUCGAUGCGGGGACCCAGAUUUUCUUCUCCUACGCCAUUUGCCUGGGAGCCAUGACAUCGCUGGGGAGCUACAACAAGUACAAGUACAACUGCUACAGGGACUGUUUGCUGCUGGGAGGCCUCAACAGCGGUACCAGCUUUGUGUCUGGCUUCGCAAUAUUUUCCGUCCUGGGCUUCAUGGCACAAGAACAAGGGGUGGACAUUGCCGAUGUGGCAGAGUCAGGUCCCGGUCUGGCCUUCAUCGCCUACCCCAAAGCCGUGUCCAUGAUGCCAAUGCCGACCCUGUGGGCCGUCCUCUUCUUCAUCAUGCUGCUGCUGCUGGGCCUCGACAGCCAGUUUGUUGAAGUGGAAGGACAGAUCACCUCCAUUGUGGAUCUGUACCCGGAGGUCCUCAGGAAGGGCUACCGGCGGGAGAUGUUCAUCGCGUUCAUGUGUUCCAUGAGCUAUCUCCUGGGGCUCGCCAUGGUAACCAAAGGCGGCAUGUACGUGUUUCAGCUCUUCGACUACUACGCAGCCAGUGGUGUGUGCCUUUUGUGGGUUGCAUUCUUUGAAUGCAUCGCUGUCGCCUGGGUUUAUGGAGUGGAUAACUUCUAUGAUGGCGUCGAGGAUAUGAUUGGCUACAGACCAAACGCAUGGAUGAAAUGGAGCUGGACCUGGAUCACUCCCAUCCUCUGCAUGGGCUGCUUCGUCUUCUCCCUGGUGAAGUACAAGCCCCUGACCUACAACAAGGUGUACGAGUACCCUAACUGGGCCAUCGGUAUCGGCUGGGUUUUGGCCAUGUCCUCCAUGAUCUGCAUCCCCAUGGUGAUGGUCAUCAAGAUCUUACAGUCAGAGGGACCCCUGAUCGAGAGGAUAAAAGCCGUGGCGGCGCCGGCGAAGUCGGGCGUGAGCUCCCGCCCGAAAGAGUACACGGUGAAGGGCGGCGAGGCGACGCUGCCCCUGAACCCCGACGGGAACAACGGCUCCGCCAAGCCCACGCACACCAUCGUGGAAACGACGAUGUGAGCGCUCUCUGUGAGAGGAAAACGGCUGACGUGCUUUCCGCGUCAUUAUCCUGUUCGCUCGCUCUGACAACGGAAGGUUGACAUGUUCACGUUAGAGACACUCUGCUUUGAUUUCUACGAAGAGUUAUAUAAUAUUGUUUUAAUGUUUUUUAUUUUUUUUGCUAUAUCGAUAUCGUUGAUAUUACAAUUGUUAUUGCUGUAGCUGGCACUGAUCUCAGUGAAGUAUUUUGAGAUAGAAAAUAUUCAAUGUUUACUACCAUUCUGUUGAUUCCGGAGAAGAGAUGAGGAAUUUGCUUUUUUUUGUGUGUGUAAUAGAAGAAAUUCUUAUUUCACAUAAAUGUACUAAACUAAACGAGCAAUUAACCACGUAAAAGGUAGACAACGCGCGAUUGUGGCAUCGUCGUUGCCUACGCUAACUACUAAUGUCUUGUUGUUGUUGGUCCCGCUGCAGUGAAAAUGAAUGUACGUGAGCCGCCCACGUCCCUCAGAGUAAGAAUCUCGUAAGAAAGAGGAAGUAAGGAGAAAAGGGAAGUGGCAUUUUUAGAGUAUUUGUACACAGCCUGUGUGACUACUAUAGUCCGUCCCAGUGCAUUUAUUCAAACCUCUCUUUGCACUUUAUAUGUUGUUCCAACUUUUAUUGUAGUAUUUGUUUUGAUUGUCGCGCGAUUAUGUGGAGUUGCAUUUGCAGCACGUUUCAGGAGGAAAUCUUUUUAGUUUCUAACUUUUUGACAUUGUAAACUUUGGUAUACAGUAUACAGUUGUCUACGUGCUACGGCAAUGACUAAAUAGAGUAGAAAUCUGACAUCAAAUGUUCUUAGAAGAAUCUGUGGGUAGAUCCCUUUAAACGUAAAAACAUUUUUCUGAACAUCUAUUGUGCUCAUUACAACAGCAGAUGCUCUCUGCAGAACUGCCACUGGAUUCUAGUUUCUCAUGUUCGGUUUAGGGAUUUCUAAUGUAGAAUUUGAAUUGUUUGUAAAUCACAUAUGCCUUUUUGUAACAAUUUUAUACUGUACAUCAUGUGAACACCAUCACCAUUUUACGAAAUAUCGAUUACGUUGUGAGCCAAGACUACAUUUUUCAGCGUGCAUUAUUCAUUGAAAGCAAUGAUGGCCCCCUCUGCUCACUCAAAAUGCACCAUCAAAUUUGGAAUAUCGCUCAAUAAUUCAACAACUUGCGCAGAAAAAUCUGAAGCAUGUGCAGUAGCCGCGCUGCUCUGUCUUUUCAAAUCUUGGAGAUUCAAGUGUACCAAAGUAUUUCUGUCAGUUGUCCCCUUUGAGAUGCACAUUGCAUCAUUUCUAUAUAGAUUACGAAUAAACAGUUUUUUCCUUUGGA
Messenger RNA from Pungitius pungitius (ninespine stickleback), 3383 nucleotides. RefSeq names its product sodium- and chloride-dependent taurine transporter-like. Gene Ontology annotation, molecular function: taurine:sodium symporter activity; gamma-aminobutyric acid:sodium:chloride symporter activity. The record is from RefSeq and is a predicted model, not a curated record. Gene Ontology annotation, biological process: sodium ion transmembrane transport; neurotransmitter transport; taurine transmembrane transport. The transcript has 14 exons. Lineage: Eukaryota; Metazoa; Chordata; Actinopteri; Perciformes; Gasterosteidae. Gene Ontology annotation, cellular component: plasma membrane. Bases 175 to 2052 code for a protein of 625 amino acids.